Molecule: messenger RNA, 1433 nt
Organism: Musa acuminata subsp. malaccensis (wild Malaysian banana)
Lineage: Eukaryota; Viridiplantae; Streptophyta; Magnoliopsida; Zingiberales; Musaceae
Molecular function (GO): phosphatidic acid binding
Source: RefSeq, a predicted model, not a curated record
ACGCCCACCUGCCCGGCCACCGCCUCCAAUUAUAACUAACGCGUCACCUUCCACACCAUUCCUACGCCCGGUGGAUCUGAGAAGACUUCUUCGUGAGGAGAGAGGACAGAGAGAGAUGGCGUCCGCUUGGAGAGGACGAGAUGAGGCGGUGGAUGACUUCGACGAGUAUGAUCCGACGCCUUAUGGCGGGGGGUACGAUCUCAGUCUCACCUUUGGCCGCCCCCUCCCGCCCUCCGAGGAGACCUGCUACCCCAUCUCCUCCGCGGGCUCUAACGUAGACUACGCAAGGCCUCAGUACUCCUCCGGCUCCGUCCCCUCCGCCUACGGGGCCUCCGACUACGGCGAGCCCUAUGGCCGCCCGAAGCCCAAGCCGGAGCCGGCCUACGGCUUCCGGCCCCAGCAAGAGGUCGAGGGAGGUGGAGGCGUCGGUGAUUUUGGUGGCUACGGUGGCGGUCGCCGCCCUCAGCCCAGGCCUGGGUUUCAGGAUCACGGAUCUGAGCCAGGGUCUGGGUAUGGUGGCAGCGAGGAGUACGGAUCUGGGUAUGGUCGUGGGUUACCCAAGCGCGAUGAGGAUAGUUCCUACGGAUACGGGUAUGGGCAAGGGCAGCCCAAGCCCUCAAGAGAGGAGGCUGGGCAAGGAUAUGGUUACGGGAGCAAGUACCAGGGCGGUGGUGAACAUGGAUCUGGUGGCGGUGGCUAUGGCGGUGGCAAUUACGGAUCUGGUGGUGGUGGUGGCAACUACGGAUCUGGCGGUGGUGGUGGCUAUGGCGGUGGCAGUUACGGAUCUGGUGGUGGUGGCUAUGGUAGUGGCGAUUACGGAUCUGGUGGUGGUCACAAGUACCAGGCCGAUGAGUCCGGAUAUGGGUCGAAUCCGAAGCCAACUUAUCAGAGGCCUGUCUCUGGUGGAGAUGAGGAGGGGACUGGGAGGUAUAACAGGCCCGUCUAUGGACGAGAUGAGGAGGGCACUGAGAGGUAUAAUAAGCCCGUCUACGGCGGUGACGAGGAGGAGAGUGGGAGGUAUAAUAGGCCAAGCAGGCACGAUCCUAACCAAGGUGAAGGAUAUGGUCGCCCUAGCUAUGUGAAUCCUGCAUAUGGUGCUGAUCAAGGUGAAGGGUAUGGCCGCCCUAGCUAUGGAAAUGACUCUGAUGAGGAAAAGAAGCACCGCCAUCAUAAGCACCGCCAUCACCACCACGAGUAUGCUGAUGAUUGACUGAACUGACUUCCAUGUUUACAGUGUUUGGUUUGAUGCCCUAACACUGCAGCUAGCAAGUUAAAUAAAGUUAGGGCAAUGGCGUGUACCGGCACUUUGGCUCAUUUCUGCUUGUGUUUUCUUGGGGAAACAAACAAUGUUUGCAAAAUAAGGUGUUUGGAUAAUUGCAAUUAUUGCUACAAGCGCUAUUAUGGCUACUGGUGUGUUUUUGUUUGGUUUGUCA